GUUGAUUGUGUUGAUAUAUAUAGUUUUUAUUAUUGAUUCAGCUAGAACUCUAUAAAAAUAUUACCCAAAGUUACGGAAAAAUGUGGUUAUAAACCCUCAUUUUAGUUUGUUGAAUUGUUAUCGUCAUAUAAUAAAUAUCUAUAAGAUAUUAUACGUUAUACAAUUAAUUAUACAUCCGUUUUCUCCUUAAGUACGUGUACCCUUUUUUAACAUUCGUCGACUUUUUAGCUUUUGUCUCUUUAUCAACGUAAGAUUCGACAUGGAUGACGACAAAUAUGACAUACUCAAUGAUGAUGUAUGUGUAGGGCUAGAAAAUGAUGAUUUCAGUGCAUAUCUUGAUGAUGAUGAACCAGCUGGUGAUAAAGAAGGAAACAAUACUAAGGAUGAUAAUGUUUAUGGACAACAAAAGGGAUCAGGAAACUAUGGAGCUGGUGGUUAUUGGGUCUCAGGGCAGGGAUCUCAGUAUACAUGUGGAAGAAGUGGACCACCAUUCCCACCAAAAAAUAACAGACUUAAUCCUAUAGGUUUCUUGAUGAGGUGUGGGGUUCCAAAGCAGAAUUUGCGAGGGAUACCUAAAGCACUACUUAGACUUAUGGAGCCACAAUUUUGUGGAAUUUGCAAUAUGAAACUUGAAAAUGAUAACUCAACUCGUUUACAUUAUAUUUCUAAAAACCACGCCAGGAAGCAGAAAAAUUGGCUCACUCAACAAGCAGAACUUGGGCCUCAACGCCCCUAUGAGACUGCAUUCAAAUCACGUGAUUUGUAUUGCGAGCUGUGUGAUGUUCACAUCACAUCAAAGAAUCACGCUGACUCACAUUAUUCGGGGAAAUCACAUCGCGGGGUUGUCGAGGGUCGAAGAGAGCCAAAGAACCGAUAUUUGUUGCAAAGAGACAUGGAAGGUCGUUAUAAUUCACUAAUUCGUCGGGAAAAGAAGUACCUAAGAUCCGCUGAAGCAAGUGACAAGUCUACCUCGAAGCCUGCCGAACCUGCCAAAGAAGUCACGCGUCCCGAUUUAGAACUGUGCUGCAAAAUCUGCAAGGUUACGGUUACAUGCAUCGAGCAGAUGACUAGUCAUAUGAACGGUAAAAAGCAUCUCUCGAAAGAGAAACAACAUAUUCUUAAAAUGAUGAAAUUGAAACCUGGUGCUUCUGAAAAUCCAAAUAAAACGGUUACUGCUGAUGCCGCCUCAGAAAACGCAGCUGCUAAAACUUCAGAAACUCGGGCACAAAAUGUGUGUGAAGAUGAUGGUUGGUGUGAUGGUGAUGGUACUUGGGAAGAAUGAAGAUACUUAAAGAAUACCAGUAUGGCUGCUCGUUAUGGAACGGGUAACACUGCCGGGAUUCUGGAAGAGUGCAUUUAGAUAUAAAUAUAUGUAUAAUUCCACUUUAUGAGAAAUACAUUUAUUUCACUGAGUUUAAAUCACA
Spodoptera frugiperda (fall armyworm) is the source of this 1424-nucleotide messenger RNA. It is a transcript of the gene dbf, whose product is annotated as zinc finger matrin-type protein 3. Lineage: Eukaryota; Metazoa; Arthropoda; Insecta; Lepidoptera; Noctuidae. The coding region runs from base 260 to 1282 and encodes 340 amino acids. The record is from RefSeq and is a predicted model, not a curated record. Gene Ontology annotation, molecular function: nucleic acid binding; zinc ion binding. The transcript is spliced from 12 exons.